Molecule: messenger RNA, 4453 nt
Organism: Loxodonta africana (African savanna elephant)
Lineage: Eukaryota; Metazoa; Chordata; Mammalia; Proboscidea; Elephantidae
Product: signal transducer and activator of transcription 5A
Exons: 19
Coding region: 176-2575 (799 amino acids)
Biological process (GO): regulation of cell population proliferation; growth hormone receptor signaling pathway via JAK-STAT; cell surface receptor signaling pathway via JAK-STAT
Molecular function (GO): DNA-binding transcription factor activity, RNA polymerase II-specific; RNA polymerase II cis-regulatory region sequence-specific DNA binding
Source: RefSeq, a predicted model, not a curated record
GCUGUGUAUGGUCUAUUGGAGGCAGCUGACCUUUGAGGAGGAAAUCGCUGCUCUCUGCUCCUUCCUGUAGUAACAGCCGCCGCCGCCGCCGGGAGCUCGGGCCGGAGUGAGAGUCGCUGGCGGUUAGCCGGCCCCGCCGCCGGACGGCUCUGCCCCAUCAGGUGGGUGAACAGCCAUGGCGGGCUGGAUCCAGGCCCAGCAGCUGCAGGGAGAUGCGCUGCGCCAGAUGCAGGUGCUCUAUGGGCAGCACUUCCCCAUCGAGGUCCGCCACUACUUGGCGCAGUGGAUUGAGAGCCAGCCAUGGGAUGCCAUCGACCUAGACAAUCCCCAGGACCGAGCCCAGGCCACCCAGCUCCUAGAGGGCCUGGUGCAGGAGCUGCAGAAGAAGGCCGAGCACCAAGUGGGGGAAGAUGGGUUUUUACUGAAGAUCAAGCUGGGGCACUAUGCCACACAGCUCCAGAACACAUACGACCGCUGCCCCAUGGAGUUGGUCCGCUGCAUCCGCCACAUUCUGUACAAUGAACAGAGGCUGGUCCGAGAAGCCAACAAUUGCAGCUCUCCUGCUGGGAACCUGGUUGAUGCCAUGUCCCAGAAACACCUUCAGAUCAACCAGACAUUUGAGGAGCUGCGACUGGUCACACAGGAUACAGAAAAUGAGCUGAAGAAGCUGCAGCAGACUCAAGAGUAUUUCAUCAUCCAAUAUCAAGAGAGCCUGAGGAUCCAAGCUCAGUUUGCCCAGCUGGCCCAGCUGAACCCCCAGGAGCGGCUGAGCCGGGAGACAGCCCUCCAGCAGAAACAGGUGUCACUGGAAGCCUGGCUGCAGCGUGAGGCCCAGACACUACAGCAGUACCGUGUGGAGCUGGCCGAGAAGCACCAGAAGACCCUGCAGCUGCUGCGGAAGCAGCAGACCAUCAUCCUGGACGACGAGCUGAUCCAAUGGAAGCGGAGGCAGCAGCUGGCCGGGAAUGGAGGGCCCCCCGAGGGCAGCCUGGACGUGCUGCAGUCCUGGUGUGAGAAGCUGGCCGAGAUCAUCUGGCAGAACCGGCAGCAGAUCCGCAGAGCUGAGCACCUGUGCCAGCAGCUUCCCAUCCCAGGCCCCGUGGAGGAGAUGCUGGCUGACGUCAACGCCACCAUCACAGACAUCAUCUCAGCCCUGGUGACCAGUACAUUCAUCAUCGAGAAGCAGCCCCCUCAGGUCCUGAAGACGCAGACCAAGUUUGCAGCCACAGUGCGCCUGCUGGUAGGCGGGAAGCUGAACGUGCACAUGAACCCUCCCCAGGUGAAGGCGACCAUCAUCAGCGAGCAGCAGGCCAAGUCUCUGCUCAAAAACGAGAACACCCGCAACGAGUGCAGUGGGGAGAUCUUGAACAACUGCUGUGUGAUGGAAUACCACCAAGCCACAGGCACCCUCAGCGCCCACUUCAGAAACAUGUCACUAAAGAGGAUCAAGCGUGCUGACCGGCGGGGCGCAGAGUCCGUGACGGAGGAGAAAUUCACGGUGCUGUUUGAGUCUCAGUUUAGCGUUGGCAGCAAUGAGCUUGUGUUCCAGGUGAAGACCCUGUCCCUUCCCGUGGUUGUCAUUGUUCAUGGAAGUCAGGAUCACAAUGCCACUGCCACUGUGUUGUGGGACAAUGCCUUUGCUGAGCCGGGCAGGGUGCCAUUUGCUGUGCCGGACAAAGUGCUCUGGCCGCAGCUGUGUGAAGCACUCAACAUGAAGUUCAAGGCAGAAGUGCAGAGCAACCGGGGCCUGACCAAGGAGAACCUCGUGUUCCUGGCGCAGAAGCUGUUCAACAGCGGCAACAGCCACCUGGAGGACUACAGCAGCAUGUCUGUGUCUUGGUCCCAGUUCAACAGGGAGAACUUGCCGGGCUGGAACUACACCUUCUGGCAGUGGUUCGACGGGGUGAUGGAGGUGCUAAAGAAGCAUCACAAGCCCCAUUGGAAUGACGGGGCUAUCCUAGGGUUUGUGAAUAAGCAACAGGCCCAUGACCUGCUCAUCAACAAGCCCGAUGGGACCUUCUUGUUGCGCUUUAGCGACUCGGAAAUCGGGGGCAUCACCAUUGCCUGGAAGUUUGACUCUCCUGACCGCAACUUGUGGAACCUGAAGCCGUUUACCACGAGGGAUUUCUCCAUCCGCUCCCUGGCUGACCGCCUGGGGGACCUGAACUAUCUCAUCUACGUGUUCCCUGACCGCCCCAAGGAUGAGGUCUUCUCCAAAUACUACACCCCUGUGCUAGCUCUCCCCUUGGCAGCUAAAGCCAUUGACGGAUACGUGAAGCCACAGAUCAAGCAAGUGGUCCCUGAGUUUGUGAACGCCUCUGCAGACUCUGCUGGGGGCAGCGCCACGUACGUGGACCAGGCCCCGUCCCCAGCUGUGUGCGCCCAGGCUCACUAUAACAUGUAUCCACAGAACCCUGACCCUGUCCUCGACCAGGAUGGAGAGAUCGAUCUGGACGAGACCAUGGAUGUUGCGAGGCAUGUGGAGGAACUCCUACGCCGCCCGAUGGACAAUCUGGGCCCCCCUCUUGCUCCCCCAGAUGGCUUCUUCACCGCAGCCAGGGGCUCGCUUUCAUGAAUAUCCACACUUCUCUUUGGAAUCGAUAUUCAACGUGAAGGGUUAAUAUUGUGAUUUUAGCAUUUCUCUGCAUACGAUGCCUUAGCAGGUGGCAUGUACACACAUGCGUGUGCAUGUGUGUGAGUUUGUGCAAGAGGUGCGCCUCUCUUUCGCAGCCAAGCGUUUGUGGCUGCAAUAGCAGCGGCCUUUUUCUUUAGAUCAAGGCAUCCAAGAGCCCACUGGGUCUGUCUGUUGUAGAAGAGACUGAGCUUCUGUCACUGGAAGGACUCAAUGCAGGCAAACCGAGUUCUCCCAUGUCCUUUAUCUGCUCAGCAGCUACUUGGAUGAAAUUAUCCAGGAAGGGGAAGGGAGACAGGUAAUGUCUUUAAGCUAAGGUGUUAUUCAUGAGGAAGAAGCUUUGCUGUCCCCACGUGUGUGUACGUGCAUAUACAUACACGGACCCUCCCAAGUCAUACACGGGCCCACCCAAUGUGUGCGUAUAUGCAUAUACAUACACGGACCCUCCCAAUGUGUGCGUACAUGCAUGCAUAUACAUACACGGACCCUCCUAAUGUGUGCGUACAUGCAUAUACAUGCACGGACCCUCCCCGUGUGUACAUGCAUAUACAUGUGUACUGUCAGUGCAUGUGUGUAUAUAUAUUCAUAUACAUACGUACGUCUGUUCUCAUGCACGUGUCGGUCCAUUGAUCCCUUCCCUCAGAGAGGCUGAGGUUCAUUCUGGGGUAACAUUUUAUACUUUAUCAAAUGAAUGUGGCCUCCAGACUUUUCUUGCCAACUCCCCAAGAGCUUGUCUAAGCCAUUAGCUGCCUUUAAGUCAGCUCUUGACCCAUGAUGACCCCAUGUACAACAGAAGAAAAUGUUGCGUGAUCCUGUGUCAUCCUCACAAUCGCCAGCAUGUUUGAGUCCCUCUCACUGAGGGUCUCCAUGCCCUCACUGGCUCUCUACUUUGCCAAACAUGAUGUCCUCCUCCCACAACUGAUUGUCUAAGCCACAGUCAUGCCCUUAACACAGUAAAAAUCAGUUGCCAGGUUGAUUCUGACUCCUGGCGAUCCCAUGUGUGUCAGAGUAGAACUGUGCUCCCACAGGUUUUUUCAAUGGCUGAUUUUUUGGAAAUAGGUUGCCAGGUCUUUCCUCCAGGGUGCCUUUGGAUGAACUCAAACCUCUAACCUUUCGGUUAACAGCUGAUUACAUUAACCGUUUGCAGCACCCAGCAACUCCCUUAACGUGGUAGAGUUGGUUUGAGUCACGGUUCUAAGAGCUGCGCUGAGUAUGUGGUUUCUUGGCCUCCGGGCCUUGAGCUGGGGGCUUGGGCUUCAAUCUGUGAUGCUAUUGCCCACUUGCCUGCUGUCUCCACCCACCCUAUAUCCCUGCCCCUCCGUCCAGCUCCAGCCUUAUAUCCUUGCCUCCCUGUUAGCAACUUUGCUUACAGAAGAGGUGGGAGAGGGGAAAGAACUGGUCUAGGACACGGUGGCUGAACAGGGCCUGGACUUGCAGAGUUGACCCCUCCUCUGGGGAAAAACUGCGACAGCAAGAGCCAAGCAGCCAAUCGGCCAUGUUGUGUGUGCCCAUGGUCUCUGGAGAGCGAGGUAAAAGCUGAUCUGACUCUGUGGGGAGGUGGAAUCUGGAAUAGGCCUCAUCACCCUUGUGUAACUGGCCACAGGUUGAGAAAGCCUUGCUCCCAACCACACACGCUUCUUCCUCAGCAGCACUAUGACAACCAGGGGUAGCUGAGUGUGGAAGAAUGGCAGUCCCAGGUUUAAACAUUGCUGAACUCUGAAGGAAGGUGGGACUAGAAGAGUGAUUUUGUACUUUGUACAUAAACCACACAUUUGUGUAAACUGUAACAAUGUUUUUGAAUAAAAUAUUUUUUGUCAUAAA